GAAGAGGCGGACACUCAGCGGCAGCAGGUUUGUGAGAGCAGCAUAACAGAGGAGGAGGAGGAAGAAGGAAGGAGGAGGAGGAGGAAUCAGAGCGAGAGAAACAGUGUGGCUGCAGUCAGGAGGGACACAAACACUGAGAGAGAGAGAGAGAGAGAGAGAGAGAGAGAGGAGGAGAUACAGAGAGAAGGUUUCCUCCCCUCCUCACCUCACUGACCCAUGAAAGAAGCCAUGCCGGUCCUCACAGCAGGAGCGGGGCUACACGAAACGUUGGCCCUGCUGACCUCUCAGCUACGGCCCGAUGCCAAUCACAAAGAGGACAUGGUCUUCCUCAAAGACGUCUUCAGUGAGCGGAGCUUGGGAUACCUCAUGAAGAUUCAUGAGAAGUUGAGACAGUAUGAGAGACAGAGUCCAACACCCGUCCUCCACAGUGCCUCGUCUUUGGCAGAGGAUGUGGCGGAGGAGCUGCAGAGCGGACCGAUGAGCACCGAGGAGAAGGAGCUGCUGCACCUGCUGACGUCACCGCAUCUCAAGGCCGUUCUCUCGGUGCACGACACCGUGGCACAGAAGAACUUUGAUCCCGUGCUGCCGCCGCUGCCGGAUGACUUUGAGGACGAGCUGGAGGAAGAGUCGGUGAAGAUCGUCAGGCUGGUGAAGAACAAGGAGCCUCUGGGAGCCACCAUCAGGCGGGAUGAAGCCACUGGGAUGGUGAUCGUGGCUCGGAUCAUGAGAGGAGGUGCAGCCGACCGAAGCGGUUUGGUCCAUGUAGGAGAUGAACUCAGGGAGGUCAACGGAGUCUCUGUGAUCCACAAGAGGCCUGAUGAGAUCAGUCAGCUGCUGUCUCAGUCCCAGGGCUCCAUCACUCUGAAGAUAAUCCCUGCCAUUAAAGAAGAGGACCGACUGAAGGACAGCAAGGUGUACGUGAGAGCGUUGUUUGACUACAUCCCGUUGGAAGACAAGGCGACACCUUGCCAAGAAGCGGGACUUCCCUUCAAGCGGGGAGACAUCCUGCAGGUCGUGACCCAAGACGACCACACGUGGUGGCAGGCCAAGCGCGUGGGAGACAGCAACCUGCGGGCCGGACUUGUCCCAUCCAAACAGUUCCAGGAGAGGCGACUGGCCUACAGGAUGAAAAUGGGCACUCUCCCGAAUCCAAAAUCCCCUAAAAAGCCUGUCUAUGAUCAAGGAUGUGAUAAAGAGGACUGUGACUGUGAGGGCUAUUUCAAUGGACAGUACAUAGUCUCUCCUAAGUGUAAAGCAGUGGCGCCCUCCUGUGGCCAGGUGUUUUCCUGGGAAUUUUAUUCAGCUGGUUUACGGAGGAGCUUCCGGCUGAGUCGCAAGGACAGGCAAGGAUCCUCCGGAGAGGGCUCUGAUCCUGGAGACCCCGACUUCCUGACUUAUGAGGAGGUGACCCGCUACCAGCAGAGAUCCAACGAGAGGCCCCGUCUGGUGGUUCUGAUCGGAUCUCUCGGAGCACGAAUCAAUGAACUCAAACAGCGGGUGAUUGCUGAAAACCCACAUCGUUUUGCAGUGGCUGUACCACAUACCACCCGGCCCAAGAAGCCUCAAGAGAAGGAGGGUGUCGAGUACCACUUUGUCACCAAACAGCAAUUUGACGCAGAUGCUUUAAACAACAAGUUCAUAGAGCACGGGGAAUACAAGGAGAACCAGUAUGGCACAAGUAUAGAGGCUAUCCGCUCUGUACAGGCCAAGAAUAAGAUGUGUGUAGUGGAUGUGCAGCCUGAGGCCCUGAAGAGGCUGCGGACAGCAGAGUUCAAGCCCUAUGUAAUAUUUGUCAAACCUCGUGUUCCUGAUAGCAGACGUCGCCGCAGUGCUGCCACUUCACCAGGUGGGGGAGAGCACGGCCGCACUACAGACGAGGACCUCCAAGAGAUGCGUCAGUCUGCCAUUCAGAUUGAUCAGCAGUAUGGACAUCUGGUGGACCGGAUCCUGAUCAAGGAGGACUCAGCCAGUGCCUGUGCAGAACUUCGAGGUAUCUUGGAAAGGCUGGAGCGAGAGUCCUUCUGGGUGCCUGUCUGCUGGGUGCGGACCUAAACUUGCCCCCCCUGCAUCUUCCAGAAGAACUUCACAGCCAACCCACCCAAAUCCUGCACCGGUCCUCUCCUACUGAUCCCCUUUUCCCCCCAAAAAGGCCUGCUGGCCAGCCUGGGAGUCUGCUGAACUCCCUCUGACUGAUGCAGGGCUGGUCAGACAGCCACAAACUGAGGCACCAGAGGAAGAGGAUGUUGUCUGAGGAAUACGUCGUCGUCUGGGGUGUUGGCCCAGAAAUCACAGUCUUACUGUCACUUCAAGUUAUAUUUAUUCAGGUAUGGUUUUAAGUUAUUUAUUGAUUUAAAAACGGGGAACAGACGAAGUGUUUUAUUCCUCACACUGUCACUCUUUCUAGCUGCGUUGUUCACCAGAGUGUGGCAGGUUUGGGAUCCCACUCAGAGGAUUGCUCAGUCAGUCAGCUUUAUUGUGACUCUUGUUGGAGUAACUUUAGUAGCAUGGUUUUUUAGGUUUACAGUUUUAUUCAACUCAAUGCCAAUCGCAGAAUGCUUCCUGUUAAUUCUUACUGCUCAUGCAUCCUGUACAGUAUAAGAAUCAAUCAUACAUUCAGCAGAACAGGACAAAUUGAUAUAUAAAGUUAAGUGAAUGCCAUUUCAAACUGUGCUCUUUUUUGCUAGAUAUAAUUUCCACACAUGGACAGAAACUAAACGAUAUCCAAAUGGAAUGUGAGAAUUUUAUUUUCUACAAAACAGUUUGUUUUUAGGCAAUGCAUGAAAACUGAUUAUUUAAUCUGAUGUAAAUAUUGUAAAUGUUAACUCCUCGUGUGCCAACGAAAGAUCUCGUAGCACUUAAAUGCAACCUGUUUACCUUCGAUCCCUGGGAACCCGAAUCUGUUAGUGUGUGGAUGGAUGUCACGGUGUAUGUUCACAUACAGGAAUGGGGUUUGUAUAGUUUCCUUGCACAUAUCUGUAUUUUUGUCUACAGAAGUAGAGGCGGGUACUAGAUGUCUUGUUUUCUUUGAUAAUCAGGGUUUUGCUUUGUUGAUGUCAGAAAAAGUGUGGAGACGUGAGACGUGAUAUCCACAGAUUUUAAAUUACAACUUAAACAAUUUGUCAAUAAAUUAAUUGGCAACUAUUUGCAAAUAUUUUGGUAAAACUUCAUAAUAACCAUCAUUUAUAAAUGGUAAAUUCAUAGUUAAUUAAAACAAGUUAAUAGUUUAUUUACUGUCAACAAACAAUGUUUACUAAUCAAUAGUAAUGUUAUAAUUUGUUAUUUUAUCAUUAGCUUAUAAAUUCUAUAUUGUAUCACGGCUGAUAAGAGAUUU
Sebastes umbrosus (honeycomb rockfish) is the source of this 3331-nucleotide messenger RNA. It is a transcript of the gene mpp3a, whose product is annotated as membrane protein, palmitoylated 3a (MAGUK p55 subfamily member 3). Gene Ontology annotation, molecular function: protein binding. NCBI's taxonomy places the organism in Eukaryota, Metazoa, Chordata, Actinopteri, Perciformes, Sebastidae. Gene Ontology annotation, cellular component: plasma membrane; cell-cell junction. The transcript is spliced from 20 exons. The record is from RefSeq and is a predicted model, not a curated record. Bases 217 to 2052 code for a protein of 611 amino acids.